This is a messenger RNA of Linum trigynum, 3727 nucleotides long. Lineage: Eukaryota; Viridiplantae; Streptophyta; Magnoliopsida; Malpighiales; Linaceae. The record is from the annotation of a GenBank genome assembly.
GUUAUUAGGACCAAUUGGUUUAUGAUAUAGAACCAGAACCGCCAGUUCGAUUGUGAGGUCACGUGUUCAGGUGCUCGUCAAUGACCCCCAAUAUUAACCGAUAUCUUAAAAAACAUGGUAUGACAGGACUAUGUAAAUUCCAAAUUUUAUAAUUUGACUUGAGAGGACGUGAAUAAAACUGGUUAACAUCCACACACAACCAUCCCCGACAACAAGGUACUCGAAUUCUUGUGAUCAGUUAGCUUAUAAGAGUAACUACAUCUAUCUCGUCAAAGAUACUCUCCUUCGAUCCGAUCGCAUGAAAACAGAUAUUCGUAUCACCAAAUCUCUAAACCCUUGUUGUAAUCACACCCUGUCCCUCUCAACUUGCCUUCAGACAAUGUUUCCCGGUGAAUAGUAGAUCUGAUCACCCGUUAUAUUAGAAAAAAGAAAACAACAAGUAAUUAAAUAUACGAGCUCAUGUCGAUAAUUAAUGGACAGCUUAUCACAUCUGCACGUGGCCGAAUACCAGAAGUCGAUCCGACGAUAUUUCGAGGUCGGAAUCAUCACGAUCGAUGACGUGAAAUCUGUGGGCGGUAAGGUACGCCGACGGUGGAUACACAGUACAGAGUACAGCUAUGUGCUAUAUCUAUCUAGCUACUAUAGCAGCUUAAGCAUAAAUGCUUCGAUUUGGGUACGUAGAAAUGAAUUUGUACGGGUAAAUUGCAAGUUUGGUCACUUGAAUUACUAAAAAGUUUCACGUUUGUCACUAAAAUUAGUUUAUUCCAUUCAUGGUCACUAAAAUUAGUUCAACAGUUCAAGUUUGGUCACUCUCCGUUAGUCUCGGUUAGCUUUCGUUGAUGUGGCAGUCAACUUUAAUAGUUGACCGUUAAAUGUGUGACGUGGCAAUUAAAAAAUAAAAUUUAAUCUUUUAUAAUUUCCAUUUCAUUAUCACAGUAAAUUAAUAAAUAAUUAAAAUAAUUUGUAAUUAUAAUUUCCGCUAUACUUCCCUCUCCAGCUCGACGUCACGGAGGAUUCCAAUAUGCUCCAAGGCCAUGUCGGAUGCCUUGGCAAGGAUUUGUUUGGCAAUUGGGAACAUAAUGGUUUCCGCAGCCAUCUGAGGGAAAUCAAGUGAAAAUGAAAACGAGAACUGGGGAGCUUGAGCAAGACCAAAUGUAGAGUGAGAGAACAGGGGAAAUUAAGAACAAGGGAAAACCUUUAGAGUAAGAAAGCAAAGAAAAAAUUGGGGAACAUCGAGUGAAGAAGGGUCAGAAUAAAAGAAGAACAGGGGAGCAAGAGCAAUAGCAAAUCAAGUGAGCAAGAAGCCAAGAAGAGAGUGCCCUAUGGGCUUCUGAGCAGUCGCACCGUCUUAGUUUGUUGUGAUUCUGAGAGAUCUCUUACCAAUAUUAUAAUAGAACUAGUAAUAAUUUCUGAUCACUCAGAGGGCGGCUGCCCGAUAAUUAUGCAGGCGGUUGACGAUUCGGGCUUCGCGUUCCUGGAAUGGGCCUCUUUCAGGAUUUUGAUCGGGUCCACCGUGUCGCCGGAUUCAAUGACGGCUGCGAGAGCGUUCAUCAUUAGCUCCUCCGAUAGCGUACUCGCCCGGAUUGAUGCCUUUUUCUCUGUAGCCGCCCACCCCGUCCGCCACACCGAUCGUGGUGGCGGCGGCGCCCUCCGUGAUGUGGAAGAUGAAGUGGCAGUCCUCAAUCCUGCCAUGGUUGUUCUUCGCCAGCUGAAACGUACUUGUGAUCGAACUUAGAGGGUGAUUGCUAUUUAUUCUUGCCGAGUUGGCUCAGAAGAAAGCUGGUUAGACUCGAGUUUCCUAAGUCGCAGAUGUGGGAUGGGCGGAUCGGAGAAGACGUUGGCACCAUGUGACGCCGAGCUGCAGAGGGAAGUAGAGUUGAAAUUAUAAUUACAAUUUUUAUUAUUUAUUAUAUUUUUAAUUUAUUGUGAUAGUGAGGUGAAAAUUAUAAAAUAUUAAAUUUAUUUUUUAUACUUUUUUAAUUGCCACGUCACACAUUUAACUGUCAAUUAUCAAAGUUGACUGCCACAUCAACGAAAGAUAACAUAGACUAACGGAGAGUGACCAAACUUGAACUGUUUAAUUAAUUUUAGUGACCAUUAUUAGAAUAAACUAAUUUUAGUGACAAACGUGAAACUUUUUAGUAAUUCAAGUGACCAAACUUGCAAUUUAUCCGAAUUUGUACGGUGGGGAAGUAGAAUUUUGUGGUAGAGAAGAUUCAUACUUGUCCUUCGUGGAUUGGCGGCCAAGGCAUUCAAUUGGGCCGUAAGGUCGCAACAGAAACUAAAGGGUCCCUUUAAACGACGGGGAAAAAAAGGACUUCAAAUCACGUAUCCCAGCACAAUGCAUGACACUUGUCGACCGUUCACCAUCCAGCUUCUCUUAGCAAAUAUCUAGCUAGUAACUGAUAGUGUUAUUUAUCAUCAGUAUAAACUUUGAAAAGAGUUCCAAUUAAAAAUAGAAAAUUGAUAGGGAUGGCGAGGAGGGAUGGCAACCAUGCUCGACCCGCCGGGUACCCAUCCGAAACUCGUCCAAAUGGAGGUAAAAAAACCCCGUCCGUUAUGGGUAAUGUGCGAAUUCGGAUAAUGCCCAAAACCCGAUAAUAGCAGGCGAUGGGUGAGGAUGGAUCUCGUAGUAUCCGUCCCCAAAACGACGUUGUUUUCAUUCAAGUAACUUAACCCCAUCUGAAAUCCCUCCCAGCCAAACUUCACUUUUCACAAGCAGAACGGUGCGUUGUCAUUGACACUUUGUUUUUUUCACCAACCAGCACAGUUCCCUCAUCGCCCACCACCACCCAAUCCCACCGCCAACAAAAUAAUCUUCUCUUUCUUCUCCUCAAUACAUCGAGCAUCGACCGUCGACUUUGACCUGAAAGUUGCCAAGCUGCCAGCUAUUCGCUAUUCACCAAACACAGUCGUGAGAGGAUGACAAUCAGGAGCCAGGAGCAAUGCAUUCGGGGCGACGGGGAAGCUAAGUCUCUGUACGUUGCCGACAACCGUUUUUCGCAAGCUCCAUCCCAAACUUCCUCUUAAUAGCAGCGGACGCUGACCGUGGGGAUCCGUGGGUUUCCCGAACCCGUCGACAGACGGGGACGGUAGCCAGUCUACCCUCGUUUAGCCGUUGGGGACGGGAACGGGGAAAAUCGCAAAGGUUGGCGGACAGGGAUCGGGAGGCUUGUACUCGCCCCCGAUCCGCCCCGUUGCCAUCCCUAAUGGCGAGAGUGAAAUUGUAUCAUUUGUUGAAUUCUUUUAAUUCGUUAGUGAACAUUUGGUGGAUGAUACGUUGGAAUGGGUGAAUGUGUGCGAUACGUUUCAUAACAUUUUCAACCGGCCACUUUUUAUGUUUUUUAAGUUUAUAUAAUCCGUUGCUAGCAUGAGUCACAUCGUUGACUCGAUCUUCUUGCAUUACAUGAUGAAGUUUGUGGAGAAAACCAAGACGAGCUUAGCCUACAAGUCAAACUCGAUAUCAUUGCUUAAAUUUAUUUUUAAAUUUAGAGAACAUGUUGAACGUACGAAAAAGAUAAUUCGAAGGGAUAAUUACUAGUUCCUUAAUUAGGGGCAUUCAACUUCAAUUUGCAAGUUGGGUAGAUUAUAACAACUAAACUAAUUAGAUUUUCCCACAGUUGGUCUGGGGCGAACCUAAACUCUCCAUUUUAUGUCACUGUACAAGACCAUAUGAAAUUGCACUAAAAUUUCUCCGACAUUUUUCAGAUAAAAAAAUAAUUUGACG